AUGGCUUGUCCAUUUCUCUCCGAUCCCAUCGAUAUUGGGGCACAAAUAAUUCGAAAUGCCUUACGCGGAGAGAGACUUGUCCAACCACAAUUAGAUUUGCUGGCAUUCCCAGAGGAAAUUCUCAUCGAACGAUAUCACUUUUCAUCCAACUCGAUUCUAUAUCUCCAUAGUCUUUUGCGCCCGUACAUCUCCAAUCUCACGCACCGCGGCGGUGCGCUAACGUCGAUGCAAAUUUUGUGCAUCGGACUACGUUUUUUCGCCCACGGGAGUUUUCUGUACAAUAUCGGUGGUGCAGAAAAUAUCGGAAAAUCGACAGUGUGUCGGGCGGUCAGAAAAGUUACCCUCGCCCUCAAACGUGUGUUACCUGUUAUGGUGGUCUUCCCUGGGCACAAACCUGUGGAAGUGAUCAAAGAAGAAUUCCAGAGGAUUGCAGGUUUUCCAAAUGUGAUUGGAUGUGUGGAUGCAACACACAUACCCAUCACUCCUCCAGCACAAAAUGAACGGGACUAUCUCAACCAAAAGUCUUUUCACAGCAUCAAUGUCCAGAUCAUAUGUGACGCAUCCUACAAAAUCACCAACCUGGAAGCCAGGUGGCCCGGCUCAGUUGAUGACUCUCAUAUCUACGAAGAGUGUAGUGUGUACAACAAAUUUGCACAUGGACAUUUUGAUGGCUACCUCCUGGGUGACGUCGGCUAUCAAUGCCAGCCCACGUUGAUCACCCCUUACCCUGACCCCGAGCCUGGUCCCCAGCAACGUUUUAACGAAGCCCACAGCAGAACAAGAGCCCGGAUCGGUAUGACCAUAAACAUGCUCAAAUCCCGGUUCCAGUGCCUGCAAAAACUCAGGGUGACUCCAGAACGGGCGUGUGACAUCAUUGUGGCAUGUGUUGUUCUCCAUAACAUUGCUACUAAUAGAGGAGAGGAAUACCCUGUUCUACAAAUGAUUGACACAGAGGAGGAGUAUCCAUUCUACUUUGAAGAUCUUAAAGAUGGAAUGGCUGCCAGGGAUCGCAUUUGCAGGAAUUGCUUUUCUGAUGAACAGACAGUCAAAUAA
Molecule: messenger RNA, 1053 nt
Organism: Nerophis lumbriciformis (worm pipefish)
Lineage: Eukaryota; Metazoa; Chordata; Actinopteri; Syngnathiformes; Syngnathidae
Source: RefSeq, a predicted model, not a curated record